This is a messenger RNA of Trematosphaeria pertusa, 1170 nucleotides long. RefSeq lists its product as uncharacterized. Bases 1 to 1170 code for a protein of 389 amino acids. The record is from RefSeq and is a predicted model, not a curated record. NCBI's taxonomy places the organism in Eukaryota, Fungi, Ascomycota, Dothideomycetes, Pleosporales, Trematosphaeriaceae. The transcript has a single exon.
AUGAGACUACGAAAGUGGCUGCGCAAAGUGCUGCCCCGGCGCAGCCACAAAUCCAAAUCCCAACCCGACUCAGGGCCUUCGGAAAUCCGCGACCCCUCGUUCCCUCUAGAGUCCCUGCCACAAGAACUCCAGGAUAUCGUGUGGCUCUGGGCCCUCCACAUCGCCACGCCGCCCGUCGUCACUCUCCUCUUACCUUCCGAACCACCACCGGGAUACGGAAGGCAAAUCCUGGUCCCCACACCCCCGGCCGUCUUCCAUGUGAGCCGAGCAACACGGCAGCUGCUCCUCAAAGAGGCCAGGAAGUCGGGCUGCCUGCAUAGCCUCCGACUGCGCAGGGUAAUCUGGGUUAUCCAUGAAAAUUACCCAGCGUACCCAACUUUCCGAAAGAUUGUGAGGACUGCCCGGGAGGAGCAGUGGCUUUUCUUCAAUCCCCACUGCCAGGCGCUAGAACUGAGUACAGUGCGUGGGAUUGAUACGAGUUAUCUGCCGACCACCUUGGCAUAUUUCCUCCCUACUCUGAUGCCACAGGUGCAGCAUCUCCAUGUCUCCUUCCCCGGCGCGGCUCUAGCUACGAGGCUCUGGGCGGACACCUACUUCCUCUACGACUUCCCGAACUUGCGUUGGUACUCCACCUCAGCGCGGCCUCUCCUCGAACUUUACCGCGAGAAGGCUUCCUGGUCCUUCAAUGAGUGUUGGAUCGCGCCCGGCCUCUGGCCUAUCAUCUACAAGAUCCAGCGGGCGGGAUUUCAUCGGCUAGCUCAGAGAUUGGGUGAAUUGAUCGAGGGCGGCGCGAGUUGGGUAGUCGACGGGGAGCCCGUUCUCAAGGAGAUGGGUAUCACCGCCUCAGACCUGGUCUGCGAGCACGGGAGCGGCAAUUUCGCCCUAUCGCGUCUUCAACAGGCGGUCCCGCGGAGUAGUAUCAGACUAGGAGGCGAAGUCCCUGUGCUGGAGAUGCCGUUGACAGCUUGGGAUUAUCGGCCAAGAGGCCAGUAUGGUUAUUGUCAAGAUGAGGAUGCAGUGAACGCUGAGAUAUUCAAGAUUUGCAGAGAAGGAACCCGUAACCGUCUCGCGCUGAAGUUGAUGGGAGAAUCUAAGAUGAUGUUGCCUGUAAGAGAGGAGAAUAUGGUGCAGAAUGCUGUGGAAGGACGUGUGGUCUGGAAGGGAUCGUAG